AAGGUCUCUGAUGUAGAGCCCAAAUGUUUUUGGUGCAAAUCCAGAGAUGUAUUUACUUACUAGAACGUACAGAACACAGGGAAGCAGUGCCAACAGGACACAGCACAGAGGAAAGCAAAGAAAAGAAUAUCCACGUAAUACAAUCUGUACAGCUGGACUGCCAGGACAGAAGUGACUUUGUCUGUAUGAAGUGCAAGCUGGUUUACAUAUUGGAAGAGAAGGUCAGAGGACUAGAGAACCAAGGAUCAACCCUGGGUUGCUUCAGAGAAAAUGAAGAUUUUCUGGAUAAAAGUGUCAGUGUUCUGGAAGCAAAAUGUGCUGAAGAAUCAGAGACUGCAGAGCAGAGCAGGGAAGAAUAUUGGCAGCAUGUGACCUCCAGAGGAAGAAAGAGGAGAACCUAUGUACCCCUAAUGCAGAUAGAGGUGCACAACCAUUUUCAGGCUCUCUGCACACGUAUUACUGUGGAGAAGGAUUUGGAAGAACCUUGUGAGGGAAGGAGUAAGGAGGAGACUCCGUCAGCUGGAAGGCAUGGGAUGAAUCGUCCUAGGGAUGGGGGUUCCACGAUCACCACUCCCAAGAGGAGGAGACAGGUGGGCGUGGUCAGGGACUCCCCCCUAAGGGGGAUAGAGUCAUCCAUCUAUCAACCAGACUGGGAGACUCAAGAAGUGUGCUGCUUCCCUGGAGCUAGAAUCCAGGAUGUGACGGAGUGUUUGCUGAGACUGAUCAAGAUCUCGGACCACUACCCCUUCCUACUUCUCCAUGUGGGCACCAAUGAUACUUCCAAGAACGAUCUUUAGCAGGUCAUUGCAUGCUACGUGACUCUGGGAAGAAGGAUAAAGAAGUUUAAGAUGCAGGUCGUGUUCUCAUCCAUCCUCCCUGUUGAAGGCUAAGGCCCAGGUAGGGACUGUCGAAUCGUGGAGGUGAACGCAUGGUUACGCAGGUGGUGUCGGAGAGAGGACUUUGGAUUCUUUGACCAUGGGAUGUUGUUCUGGGAAGAAAG
Gopherus evgoodei (Goodes thornscrub tortoise) is the source of this 1000-nucleotide messenger RNA. RefSeq lists its product as uncharacterized. The transcript has 2 exons. The coding region runs from base 24 to 797 and encodes 257 amino acids. NCBI's taxonomy places the organism in Eukaryota, Metazoa, Chordata, Testudines, Testudinidae. The record is from RefSeq and is a predicted model, not a curated record.